UUUCUGCCGUUGGCUGGUUGGACUCGUGUCGAGUUCUUGAUGUCUCGUUAGUUGUUGAUGACACUUCAGUUUGGAAUGUUUAGAGUGCGGCUAACAGCGCAGAGCCCGAACGCGACCAAGUGAAUCCGUAUCUGCAUCCGCAUUCGCAUCCUUAGCCGCAUCCUUCGACAGAUUCCGCAUCCGUGAUAAGCCGAAUACUUUGCUAGCCAAACGGACGGACCAACAUUGAUUAUGAUUGCCAUUGGAUUUUGCUAGCAGGUCCUUGAGUCUCAAGUGCAAAAAGUUUCCCAGUGCAUCUCUCCCUCAGUUCGCGUGUGUGUGAGCUUUUUUUUCCCGUGUCCCCGUGCCCUGACUCCGUGUCCGGGCGUGCCAACAACAGCCACAAAGUGGCGGAGAAACGCAAGAGUCAGUCUCCGGCGCCCGCCGCCCAGCAGCGGCGCAAAUCGAACGGAUCCCCUGCCCCCACAUCGCCACAGCAGCCGCCAGACGGCCGAUCGCCCGCCGCUCUGGAGAUGACCACUUCGGGCGCCCUGGAGCGUACGCCCUCAAAGCGUAGCCGCGAACGGGAGCUUAGCAGCGGCAAUAGCAGCGGCUUGGGCAGCGCCGGCAGCCUGCCCGCCUCCCCGCAGAGCGCCAUCACCGUUAGUCCCGCCUCGCCGACGACCCCCACAACGCCCAAGCGACCGCUACGCACCUCCACCCCCUCGCUAGAUCGCGAGGGCGAACGGGCCAGGGAGCGAGAACGCGAGCGCGAGCGCGAGCGCGACCGAGAUCGUGCGGAGCGUGAGCGGGAGCGGGAGCGAGAGCGGGAACAGGACCGAGAGCGCUCCUCCAAGGUCUUCAGCACAGCCAGCACCACGGUGCCGACGACAACGACGCCCUGCGGCACCGGACUGGCCGCCACCGAGCAUCUGCGCAUACCCACAGGAGCGGCGGCCUUCAGUGGCUUUCCCGGGCUCCAUGGCAUGGGCAGCCUCAUGGUGCCCUCGUCGGCGGCCGUGGCUGCUGCAGCGGCUGCCCCCUUUCUACCCUGGUCGCCCAUACUGCUGCCGCCCUGGAGCCACGCCCUGCUGCCAGCCGCCUUCUAUCCGGCGGCCCUGCGCAACGCCUUGCCCGGUUUGUUUGAUGCCAAAGUGCCAUCGUCGCAGCGCUCCGGAUUUCACAUAUCGGACAUACUCAAUCUGGACGGAUCUGAUCUGAAGAACGCCGCUGCCGCUGCUGCCGCCGCUGCGGUUGCCCAGCACAGCAGCGAACUGAGCCACGCGGCGGAGGCCAGCAAUGGGCAUGGACAGGCAACGCUCUCGCCGACGCCCACCAGUGCGGCGGCGCUGGAGGAGCAUGGCGCUGGGGCCGGACACGGCGAGCAUCACACCACAGAGCACCACCCACAGCAGCCGCACCACCACCACCCGCCGCAGCAUCCGCAUCACCAUCAGCCGCAUCCGCAGCAUCACCAGCAACAGCAUCCGCAUCCGCAUCCGCAUUCGCAUUCGCAGCACCAUCAGCAAACGGCAGCCCCUCCCUUGCCACUGCCACACCACCAGAGCAGUGCUGCUGCUGCCGCUGCCGCCAGUGCCGCUGGCGUUGGCGUUGGAUCCGAUGCCCAUGUCGGCGCCCACGCCCAUGCCGCCGCCCACCUGCUGGCCAGUCACAAUGCGGUGGCCGCCGCUGCAGUUGCCGCCGGGCAAUAUCUGCCCAAGAAUUUCGCUGGCACCUUCGGGGACGAGAUGUCCUCCUACCACCACAUGGCCCACACAAUGCUCCAACACUCGGGACGCAGUGCGUGGAUCAAAGAGAACGAAUUAUACGGCACACAGCAGCCGGCUAGUCCCGAUAGCACAUCGCCGGUUACAUCGGAGGUCUCCUACACGUACAUCGGUUCCAAUUGCCAAACCUCGCCCGCCCUCUCCGGCGACUACAAGAACUACAGUCGGUCCGCGGACAGCGAUGCCCUGUCCGUGGGCGAUGCCAUGCACUCCAUCCAUGGGGGCGGCAAUUCCGGUGGACCCUCGGCGGCACAUGCCCUGCACAACAACAACAACAAUAGCACCAGCAACAACAACAACAACAACAAUCACAGCCUGAAGCAUGACCCCAUCAAUGGUGGAGGAGCGAGCAGCGGGCAUGAUGACAGCCUCAACGAGGACGGCAUCGAGGAGGACAUCGACGACGUGGACGAUGCGGACGGCAGCGGUGGCGGCGGCAGUGGCGGCCUCAACAGCGACGGUCUGCCCAACAAGAAGCGGAAGCGCCGCGUGCUCUUCACCAAGGCCCAGACCUACGAGCUGGAGCGAAGAUUCCGGCAGCAGCGCUACCUCAGUGCGCCGGAGCGCGAGCAUUUGGCCAGCCUCAUUCGUCUGACGCCGACACAGGUGAAGAUCUGGUUCCAGAAUCAUCGCUACAAGACGAAGCGGGCCCAAAACGAGAAGGGAUAUGAGCAUCCGGGCCUGCUGCAUGGUCACGCCACCCACCCGCACCAUCCGUCGGCGCUGCCCUCGCCCCGCCGCGUCGCUGUGCCCGUGCUGGUGCGCAACGGCAAGCCGUGCCUCGGCGAUGGCUCCAAGCUGGCGCCCGACUGCGUCUCGGUGAGCUCAGCGACGGCCACGGCCAUGCAGAAUGCGGCCGCUGCCCAUCAUCUGGUGGCGUUGAAUGGGGCCGCCUAUCAGCACGCGGCGGCCGCUGCUGCCGCCGGACUCCAUGCUCAUGCCCAUGCCCAUGCCCAGGCCCAUGCCCAUGUCCAUCCGCAUGCGCAUGCGCAGCGCGCCGCCUGGUGGCCCUAGUACAGCUAGAUGCGGAGUGGCAUGGGGGUAUGGACACUCGAAUAGUCGACACUGGAGCUGGGAAUUCGAACAAAACUUUGGUGCAAUAAUGGAACGUGCCCGCUCGCCAGACCCCACCCCACAACAGAAAUGAGCAACGAGAACGAGAACGAGAAGUCAAAGUAGAAGGAGAAGGAGAAGCAGCCAAAAAAUAGAUGUGGAAAACGUAAAACAUAGUCAAAAGUAGAAGCCUCUGUCCAUCCUGUAAAUAAGUCAGACAAAGAGGCACAAAAAAA
Drosophila guanche is the source of this 3055-nucleotide messenger RNA. It is a transcript of the gene vnd, whose product is annotated as homeobox protein vnd. Gene Ontology annotation, molecular function: RNA polymerase II cis-regulatory region sequence-specific DNA binding; DNA-binding transcription factor activity, RNA polymerase II-specific. Gene Ontology annotation, biological process: cell differentiation; regulation of transcription by RNA polymerase II. Bases 513 to 2780 code for a protein of 755 amino acids. The transcript has 3 exons. The record is from RefSeq and is a predicted model, not a curated record. Gene Ontology annotation, cellular component: nucleus. Lineage: Eukaryota; Metazoa; Arthropoda; Insecta; Diptera; Drosophilidae.